GGGUGUUUUAUUUUUUCUAUCCUGGGCCUAACACUGCAUGAUACAUAUAACAGUCUGUCUUUGACUUUCCCGUGGGCCCCACGAGGGCUCCACUCGAUCUCUGCUGCCCCCGGGACGCCAGCGCCCUUCGCCGGUGAUUGACAGGAUGGGCAGCCCUGGGGCGCGCCGGCGCAGUAGCUCUGGGAGAACUUCCGGGACGUGCCCUGGGACAUUUUUGGCGUGAGCGGGGACAACGGCCGGUAGGGCGCGGCCGGUACUCUACGUUCUGGGCCUCGGGGCGCCAUGCGCUACAACGAGAAGGAGCUGCAGGCGCUGUCCAGGCAGCCGGCCGAGCUGGCGGCCGAGCUGGGCAUGCGGGGUCCCAAGAAGGGCAGCGUGGUGAAGCGACGACUGGUGAAGCUGGUGGUUAAUUUCCUCUUCUACUUCCGGACGGAUGAGGCAGAGCCCGUUGGAGCCCUGCUGCUGGAGCACUGCAGAAUCACCCAGGAAGAGCCCAGCGGCUUCUCCAUCAGCUUCAUCGAGGACCCGGAGAGGAAGUACCACUUUGAGUGCUGUAGCGAGGAGCAGUGUCAGGAGUGGAUGGGGGCUCUUCGUCGAGCCAGCUACGAGUUCAUGCGCCGGAGCCUCAUCUUCUAUAGGAAUGAGAUCCAGAAGAUGACCGGCAAGGACCCCCUGGAGCAGUUCGGCAUAUCGGAAGAGGCCCGGUUCCAGCUGAGUGGCUUGAAGGCAUGAGUCCACGAUCAGGCUCCUCACACUCACCAGUUUUGAGGAGCCCCCCCCCCCCUCCCAGGGACCUGGAUUUAUGGAGUGAGGUGUUUCGGCUUCAAGACUCCAGAGGCCCCAGGCUGCUGAGAGUGGGCAGGGGCUGUGCCUUGGGACCCACCAGACUGGUCCGGCACCUCUUGGUGCCACAUGCUGCUGCCGGGGAGUGUUGUGUCUGGCCCCGCGGGCACAUCCCUCCAGGGCCUGGCGAGGGAGGCCCGAAGCUCCUGCUCUGUGCAGGCUGAAUGCAUGAAGCUGGACGAUGCUGUGAAGGGCACGGGGCUGUGAACUGUCCUGCUGAGGGCGAGGGCCGGCCCUGGCUGGAGGCCGCUGGGCAGAGCUGGGAGCUUUUGCCCUUGGGCCCGUGUGCCUAUUCUGUUCAAAUAAAGGUACCUCUUUUUUCCACA
Messenger RNA from Rhinolophus ferrumequinum (greater horseshoe bat), 1169 nucleotides. It is a transcript of the gene PLEKHJ1, whose product is annotated as pleckstrin homology domain containing J1. The record is from RefSeq and is a predicted model, not a curated record. Lineage: Eukaryota; Metazoa; Chordata; Mammalia; Chiroptera; Rhinolophidae. The transcript is spliced from 6 exons. Gene Ontology annotation, cellular component: early endosome; trans-Golgi network; recycling endosome. Gene Ontology annotation, biological process: endosome organization; receptor recycling; retrograde transport, endosome to Golgi. The coding region runs from base 283 to 732 and encodes 149 amino acids.